Perkinsus marinus ATCC 50983 is the source of this 591-nucleotide messenger RNA. Its product is annotated as iron-sulfur subunit of succinate dehydrogenase, putative. The transcript is spliced from 5 exons. Lineage: Eukaryota; Perkinsozoa; Perkinsida; Perkinsidae. Gene Ontology annotation, molecular function: iron-sulfur cluster binding; electron transfer activity. The coding region runs from base 1 to 591 and encodes 196 amino acids. Gene Ontology annotation, biological process: respiratory electron transport chain; aerobic respiration; tricarboxylic acid cycle. The record is from RefSeq and is a predicted model, not a curated record.
AUGAACAUCAAUGGGAAGAAUGGCCUUGCCUGCCUGCAGUAUAUCGAGCCUGGCCCAGCUCCCAUCGACAUCCAGCCCCUCCCCCACACGUACGUCUUGAAGGACUUGGUUCCCGACUUGAGCAAUUUUUAUAACCAAUAUAAGAGCAUUGAACCCUGGCUCAAGCGUAGACGUGCGAAGCAGCCUGGUGAGAAAGAGUACUAUCAGAGCAUUGAAGACAGAGAGAAGUUGGAUGGGAUGUACGAAUGUAUCCUCUGUGCUUGUUGCAUGACCUCGUGUCCAUCUUAUUGGUGGAACCCUGAGUAUUAUCUCGGCCCGGCAGUGCUCAUGCAGGCAUACAGAUGGAUUGCCGACUCGAGGGAUGAGUUCACAACAGAGCGCAUGGCCUGGAUCAACGACUCUAUGAGACUGUAUCGUUGUCACGGUAUCAUGAACUGUACCUCAUGUUGUCCCAAGGGUCUGGACCCAGCCAAGGCUAUUGCUAAGAUGAAGGCUGAGAUAGAAGCUGCUUAUGAGCCUGGGUGGACCAAGAUCGUUGCUCAGGAGUCCAUAGCAAAUAAGAAGCGUGAGAGCGGUAUGAUGUAUGCCUAG